This is a messenger RNA of Aphanomyces astaci, 1592 nucleotides long. Its product is annotated as histidinol-phosphate transaminase, variant. Bases 60 to 1130 code for a protein of 356 amino acids. NCBI's taxonomy places the organism in Eukaryota, Oomycota, Saprolegniomycetes, Saprolegniales, Verrucalvaceae. The transcript has 6 exons. The record is from RefSeq and is a predicted model, not a curated record. Gene Ontology annotation, biological process: L-histidine biosynthetic process. Gene Ontology annotation, molecular function: pyridoxal phosphate binding; L-histidinol-phosphate:2-oxoglutarate transaminase activity.
GUGCUGCAGAUCGCAAUUUCUACCUACGGACGUCCAUUAACCUAAGCUAAUACGACAACAUGACCAAGUUGCCUGUCGAGCUCUUCGCGACCUUUGGCGUCGGUCUGGGCGUGGGUCUUCUCUUGCACAAGUAUGCCUUGGCAGCAAGCUCCAAAGAUGCCAUAACAUCGACCAAAGGCCUGUCCAUCGAGGACCAACAGGACGAAGUGCGCCGCCUCGUUCGCCCAAACAUCCUUAAACUGACACCGUACCGGUGUGCUCGCGACGAUUACAGUGAAGGUACACUGCUAGACGCAAACGAGAACAGCCUUGGACCUCCAUUACACGACGACCAUCUCUUGCGGGACGAAGGACUCGAGCGAUAUCCGUGCCCAUACCAAAUCGAUCUUAAGACCGCCGUGGCCAACUUGCGCCAACGCGACAGCAGUCCUCCUUUGGAAGACAAGCACGUGUUUCUUGGCGUCGGUAGCGACGAAGUGAUCGAUCUCAUGAUCCGCAUUGCAUGCAUCCCUCGCGUGGAUUCCAUAUUGAUCACGCCUCCGACGUAUGGCAUGUACAGAGUCUGCGCAGACAUCCACGAUGUCAACAUCAUCGAGUCUCCCCUGGUCAUUGUCCCUCCAUCGUCGUCGACGUCCUCCUCCGAAAACUCACUCGCUUCAUUCCACAUCAACCCUGCGCAUAUCUUGGCAACGGUCACUCCAUCGACCAAAGUGAUGUUCCUUUGCAGUCCUGGCAACCCCACCGCGAAUUCCUUGCGCGUGGCCGACGUCGAGACCUUGCUCUCGUCCCCCGACUACAAUGGGUUUGUGGUCGUGGACGAAGCCUACAUUGACUUUACGGGCUCAAGCGAGAGCAGCCUGGCGCCGCUCGUGACCAAGUACCGCCGACUGGUCGUGACGCAGACUCUGUCCAAGGGCUUUGGGCUGGCUGGGAUUCGCCUCGGCAUUGCGUUCGGCGACCCAGAACUGAUCCAGAUCCUCAGCAACGUCAAAGCGCCGUACAAUAUCAACAAGCUGUCGUCCAAGGUCGCAUUGGAUGCCCUCGCCAACGUCGAUCGCUUGCAUGCGAAUGUCCGCGUCAUCUUGGACGUACGUAGCUCAAUCUCCAUGGAGAUUGAGUUGCAGUGUUGAUCUAUCGUGUGUGUGUGUGUAGGAAAAGCAAAAGGUCAUUGACGCACUGCAGGCGUCGCCGUACGUCAAGGCCGUGUACGCAUCCGACUCGAACUUUGUGCUGUUUGAGUGUGCGAAUGCAUACCAAGUGUACCGAAAGAUGGCCGAGAACGGCGUCGUGAUUCGAUACCGUGGCAACCAGCACCUAUUAAACGACUGCCUUCGAGCUACGAUCGGGUCCCCCGAAGAGAACCACCGCAUGCUCACCAUGUUUGCGUCCGUGUCGGCCGAAGUCCAGCAGGCGUAGAUGGAGGUGUCAUAGGAUAGAGAUGUAUGUACGACAUGAGUGAAUGGACGCGUCGCCGCUCGUUGAGGAAGGCGUCGAGAGAUGUGAUCAACAAUAUAGAAUAUCACAGUGCUGAAAUGUCCAUAUGUACGGAUACCAACUUCCAAACAUUAUCCGGAGAAUUGUGUCUUGGCGAG